This is a messenger RNA of Cimex lectularius (bed bug), 378 nucleotides long. RefSeq lists its product as uncharacterized. Gene Ontology annotation, molecular function: protein binding. The coding region runs from base 77 to 316 and encodes 79 amino acids. NCBI's taxonomy places the organism in Eukaryota, Metazoa, Arthropoda, Insecta, Hemiptera, Cimicidae. The record is from RefSeq and is a predicted model, not a curated record. The transcript has 3 exons.
GGCGGGGACAAUCGUGUAAAAGAUAAGCCGUUUGUACUACCAGUCUUCCUUCGUAUCUAGAAGUGUCCGUGCCAAGAUGAGGAGUAUCGUUUCUCUGGUUUUGAUAUUCGCCCUAGUCGCAGGUACGUGCUAUGGUCAGCCAGUGAAGUGUCAGUGCAAUUGCCCUGGAAGUAAUUUGAUAUGCGCUCGAGAUUCUUUGAAAUCAAAGGAAACAGAGACGUUCAAGAACAUUUGCCAGCUCAAUUGUUUCAAUUGUACUUCUGGAAAAAGUAAACAUUUUAUCCUGCUGCAUAAAGGAGAGUGCAAGAAUGAUUGAACAGUUUAUUAUGUAAUAAUAUAAUUUCUAUUUUAAUAAAUAAAUAAAAAAUUAAAAUUAAA